UCUGAGGUCUGUUACAAUUGUAUUUGUAUUCCAUGUGAACACCCACCCACUCACACACAGUACAAUAACAUUGCAGUAGGUCAGCCACAGUAGCAGCUGCAGUGCAUUUUUUUUUAUCAGUCAUUGUCAGGACCAGCCAACCAGUCAGUACACUGAGCGAAAAGUAGGCUACUCUUGUGCUUUUUGGAGUGGCAUCUGAUCCUGCCUUCAUCAUAACCAAAGCCCCUCUCUAACGUGCCAGAGGAAAUGUCAGACCCAACAGAGGAACUCACCAACAAGCCCUUCACGGCCCAGUUGUCUAAUGUUUACCUUAGCAUCUUGGCACUGUUCUGCUUCAAGCUCUUCGUUAAGAUUUCUCUCAACUUGCUGACAUACUUCUACAUUAUCCGUGGGAACCGUAAAGAGGCUGCCAGGAUAUCAGCAGAGUUUUAUGAUUAUGGCCAACAACACGGAUCCUGGGCAGACCGCUCACCCCUCCAUGAUGCUGCCUGUCAGGGCCGCCUCCUGGCCCUGAGGACCCUCAUUUUACAGGGUCACAAUGUGAAUGUUCUGACUAUAGACCAUGUGACACCGCUUCAUGAGGCCUGUCUUGGAGACCACGGUGCCUGUGCCAGAGCGCUCAUUGAUGCAGGAGCAAAUGUCAAUGCCUCUACAAUUGAUGGAGUCACCCCACUGUUCAACGCCUGUACAGUGGGCAGUGUGGCAUGCACUGAAAUUCUUUUGGAAAAUGGAGCAAAACCCCAGAGCCUCAUGUUCCAUCCUUCACCAAUCCAUGAGGCGACCAGUAAAGGUCAUUAUGGUUGUGUGGAGGCUCUGGUGACCUGGGGGGCAGAUGUGGACAUGGACAUUCCUCACCUGGGCACAGCGCUCUAUACAGCCUGCAUCUGCCAAGAGCUGGAAUGUGCCAGGAAACUCCUGAGGGAAGGUGCUGAUGUACAAAAAGGCAGAUCUCUGGAUUCGCCCUUACAUGCAGCUGCAGAAAAAGACUGCACAGCAAUAGUGAAGCUGUUGCUGGACUUUGGUGCAGACAUUAACGCCAGGAACACAGAGUUUCAGAGGCCGGUAGAUGUGGCUCCACCUAGCAGUCUAACAGAGGGCUUCCUACUGCUGUAUGAAGCUACACCGCGACUGCUGAGCCCGCUGUGUCGUCAGUGCAUCAGAAACUGCGUUGGCCGUGACAGACUCCAUCUCCUUUCCCACCUUCCCCUGCCCAACAGGCUCAGGAGCUACCUGCAAUACCAGUGAUAGGCAGAACAACUAGAUUUGUCUGCCUACUAUAAAUGGGACAUAAGCUUUUUUGACUCAAACAGAACAUUGUCUUCAUUAAAUCAUCUUGGCUUUAUCUGUCAGUCAGAGUAGCACAAGCAAUUAAUUGAAAUUAGUCACAGAACAGCCACUGAGUAGUUGUUUACUAUGUGUGAAUGUGGACCUGAAUGAAUGUACUGUAAAGCAGUGGGUUGGUAAAAAUGGCUAAAGAGUUAGCCUUUUCCGAAUAAAUUAUGGUUAAAACAAUAAAGAAAUCAUUAUUUGUGAUUCAGAUUUGAAGUAUUCAGAGGAUGCCUUAGUAGUU
Molecule: messenger RNA, 1570 nt
Organism: Scomber japonicus (chub mackerel)
Lineage: Eukaryota; Metazoa; Chordata; Actinopteri; Scombriformes; Scombridae
Gene: asb5a
Product: ankyrin repeat and SOCS box containing 5a
Exons: 7
Coding region: 247-1245 (332 amino acids)
Biological process (GO): positive regulation of protein catabolic process; intracellular signal transduction; protein ubiquitination
Molecular function (GO): protein binding
Source: RefSeq, a predicted model, not a curated record